Molecule: messenger RNA, 1623 nt
Organism: Lampris incognitus (smalleye Pacific opah)
Lineage: Eukaryota; Metazoa; Chordata; Actinopteri; Lampriformes; Lampridae
Product: OCIA domain-containing protein 1
Exons: 8
Coding region: 173-904 (243 amino acids)
Cellular component (GO): endosome
Source: RefSeq, a predicted model, not a curated record
CCUCGCCUCGUCUCAUUGAGUUCGUUCCGUUUGUUUACUUCCGGGUCACGUCAAUGUUGGUUUAAGCGAUGACAUUGUUUCAAACAUGAAUGAAGUCGAUCCGGCUCCUGACCCUCACUUUGUCGUCUUAUAUACUUUGAAAUCUUGAAUUAGUUCCGACGGUGUUUACAACAUGUCGCCAAUUUCCACCGAUUAUACGGAGGAACAGCAACGGGGAGCCCAGGUGCCAUUGGAUGUGGGAUAUAUUCCAACAGAUGAGGAGAGGAGAGUCUUUAGAGAGUGCAACCAGGAGAGUUUUUGGUACAGAUCUGUGCCCUUCUCGGUGGUCAGUAUGGCUAUCACUCAAGCCCUCGUUGCUAAAGGAACUCUUGCUGCUUCUGCAAGGUUUGGAUCCCUACCCAAAGUGGCCUUUGCUGGCUUCUGUGGUUACCUGGCUGGAAAGAUGUCGUACAUGAAGACGUGCCAGGAGAAGUUCAAGAGACUGGAGAACUCACCAUUAGGAGAGGCCCUUAGAAAGAGGACAGGACUUGUUCAACAAUCUCAAGGUCCCCGGUCAGAGCUUAGUGACCCAGACACCCAGUCAUUUGAUCCCAUGUUCAUACCAGCAGGUUCCUCAGACCAGAUGAACAUGCAGAGUAGAGGCUAUGGGUUCAAUGCAGAGCCACCCCAGCAGAUAGGUGGAGAUGACUUCAACCCACCAGUCCAAGCAUACGUGGAAGAGGAGGAGCCCAGGAAGAAGCCCAUUCUCUAUGAGGACCUGAGGAUCAAGAACCGAGAAAACUAUGAAGUCACACUAACCCAGAAGGCAGAGACCCUGCUCAAAACACCUGAGAGGGAGACGACCAGGACUCCACCAAAUAAAGACUUUAAGAAGAACGUCUAUGGAGACACCUGGGAAGAAUGAACCUUUAUUUGAGCUACCUAUAUGUAGUAUCCACUCUGGGAUCUCUAUCCACAUUAUAUAGCCUUGGCUGCUCAUUGGCUAUUUGGCUCCAUAUUGUGAAAUUGUAUGUAUUUUUCAUGAAUAUGUCUCAGCAAGUGAGUUAAUUAAACCAAAUUACUUGACAUCUAAAUUAGUCUUUCUUUGGAUGUUAUAUAUACAUUCUCACUCUAGCUUAAUGCUUAAUGGUGAAGACAAAGGAAUUUCAUAUCCAGGUCAAAAUAUAUCACAUCUAACUGCAUAUUCAUAGUAUGUUUUGUUCACAAGCAGUAGAGUUUAAAAUGUUAGUGACACGCUUGACAAAUAAUUUGUUUUCAGUUGUAACUUACUUGAAAAGCCUUAGGACAAACGUUAAUACAAAUGAACAGUGACAUCUUAAAAAGCCUCUUAAGCUAGCUUGACUUAAUAAAAAACAAUGGCUAGAUGACAUUUAUUUAUGAUCACAUUUAAAGUGGUAGUUUCCACGAGACAAAGUAUGUCUUGAAUUGAAAUUAAAUGCUUGUUUAUGAAACUGUGUAACCCAGUCUGAAAAGCAUCCAUUGUUGAACCCGGCAGCUAGAAGACGGACCAAUCAGUGAGCUACAGGGAGGGUUUUGAUGACGAUGGCCAGUGAGCAGGUUGGCCUUUGUUGUGUUGUUGUUUUCCAAAUGCAGCACCGCUCACUGGAUGUCAUCAUCUAUAAC